Ceratina calcarata is the source of this 3094-nucleotide messenger RNA. RefSeq names its product transportin 1 (gene Tnpo). Bases 72 to 2771 code for a protein of 899 amino acids. The record is from RefSeq and is a predicted model, not a curated record. Gene Ontology annotation, molecular function: small GTPase binding. The transcript is spliced from 15 exons. Gene Ontology annotation, biological process: protein import into nucleus. NCBI's taxonomy places the organism in Eukaryota, Metazoa, Arthropoda, Insecta, Hymenoptera, Apidae.
GUGGGGAGCUUCCGUUUAUCUGCGAGGUCAGAGAAGGCUGGCUGCGUUCAGUGGUGCUGUUGAAAAACACGAUGAAAAUGGCGUGGCAACCGCAAGAGGAAGGACUUAGACAAAUCUUGACGCUCCUUAAGGAGUCCCAGAGCCCGGAUACGGUCACCCAACGCGCCGUGCAAGAAAAAUUAGAAGAAUUGAAUACAUUUCCAGACUUUAACAAUUACCUUAUUUUCGUUUUAACUAAACUAACAUCAGAGGAUGAACCUACGAGGUCUCUAAGCGGACUGAUAUUGAAAAAUAACGUUAAAGCUCAUUUUUAUAAGUUUUUACCGGAAGUCACAAAUUUUAUAAAGCAAGAAUGCUUGUCAGCAGUUGGAGAUCCGUCGCCUCUGAUUCGCGCAACUGUCGGCAUUUUGAUAACUACCAUUGCAUCCAAAGGUGAAUUGACCAGAUGGCCGGAGCUGCUGCCUGCCCUUUGUCAAAUGUUGGACUCCCAGGAUUACAACGUUUGCGAAGGUGCAUUCGGUGCUCUUCAAAAGAUAUGCGAAGACUCUGCAGAGAUAUUAGACUCCGACGCGCUCAAUCGACCUCUGAACGUUUUAAUCCCCAAGUUCCUGCAAUUUUUCAGACAUUCGAGCCCCAAAAUUAGAUCACAUGCUAUCGCCUGUGUUAAUCAGUUUAUUGUUAAUCGUACACAGGCCCUAAUGAUUCAUAUAGACAGCUUCUUGGAGAACCUCUUCCACUUAGCCAACGACGAAGAUCCCGAAGUUAGAAAAAAUGUUUGCAGAGCUUUGGUUAUGUUGCUUGAAGUUCGAAUGGAUAGAUUAAUACCACACAUGCAUAAUAUAAUAGAGUACAUGUUAAUGAGGACUCAAGAUCCUGACGAGGGAGUUGCUUUAGAAGCUUGUGAAUUUUGGCUUUCGCUAGCUGAGCAACCAAUUUGUAAAGAAGCACUUGCACCACAUCUACCCCGUUUAGUCCCCAUAUUGGUAAGAGGUAUGAAAUACUCGGAAAUUGAUAUAAUACUCCUGAAGGGAGACGUGGAGGAGGAUGAGAUGAUUCCGGACAGGGAAGAAGACAUCAGACCAAGAUUCCCCAAAUCGAAAACGCAUCACUCCCAUCACGGUAGUAUCAAUAAACAUUCGAACGAGAACGGAGGCUGCGACGAGGAGGACAUCGACGCCGAGGACGGUUGCGACGACGACACGUCGCUCAGCGAUUGGAAUUUAAGGAAAUGCUCUGCAGCGGCUCUAGACAUGUUAGCGAAUGUAUUCAGAGAGGAAUUGUUACCAGUUUUAGUACCAAUUUUAAAAGAGACUCUUUUCCAUCAAGAUUGGGAAAUCAAAGAGUCCGGUAUAUUGGCACUGGGAGCCAUAGCGGAAGGUUGUAUGAGUGGAAUGAUUCCACACUUGUCAGAAUUAAUUCCAUAUUUAAUUAAUUGCUUGAGCGACAAGAAAGCACUAGUGCGCGCCAUCACGUGCUGGACCCUGAGUCGUUACGCACACUGGGUCUGUGCGCAACCACACGAUACGCAUCUGAAACCUUUGAUGACCGAGUUGUUGAAACGAGUGCUCGAUGGCAAUAAACGAGUCCAGGAAGCAGCAUGCUCAGCCUUUGCGACGCUGGAGGAAGAGGCGUGCACGGAAUUAGUCCCUUAUCUUGGAUUUAUUCUUGAAACGCUCGUCUUCGCUUUUGGUAAAUAUCAACAUAAAAACCUUUUAAUAUUAUACGACGCGAUUGGUACCCUCGCUGAUUCGGUGGGACACCAUCUCAACAAACCGGAUUACAUCAACCUUCUGAUGCCACCGCUGAUCAAUAAGUGGAACGUACUGAAAGACGAGGACAAAGACUUGUUCCCGUUGUUAGAGUGUCUCUCCUCUGUAGCGACUGCGUUGCGAUCCGGUUUCCUUCCUUAUUGCGAACCAGUAUACAGGCGGUGCGUAUCCCUAGUAGAGCAGACCUUGAAUCAACACAUAGCGAACACCCAGAGCCCGGAACAAUUCGAGGCGCCUGAUAAAGAUUUCAUGAUCGUUGCGUUGGAUCUUCUCAGCGGUUUGGCGGAAGGUCUGGACGGGCACAUGGAAAGUCUAGUAAUGAACAGCAACGUUAUGCAACUGUUGUAUCAGUGCAUGCAGGACGGUAUGCCCGAAGUCAGACAAAGCAGUUUCGCUCUGCUAGGAGAUCUAACAAAGGCUUGCUUCCAACACGUCCUCCCAUGCAUACCGGAAUUCAUGCCGAUACUUGGACAGAAUUUAAAUCCUGAAUUCAUAUCUGUGUGUAACAACGCAACGUGGGCUAUCGGCGAGAUCGCUAUAAAACUUGGGUCCGACACGAGCGCGUAUAUCCCAUUAAUAUUGAAUCAACUCAUCGACAUAAUCAACAGACCGAACACGCCAAAAACACUCUUAGAAAAUACAGCCAUAACGAUCGGUCGCCUAGGUUACGUGUGUCCCCACGACGUCGCCCCCAUGUUACAGCAGUUUGUCCGACAGUGGUGUACUUCUUUACGGAGCAUAAGGGACAACGAGGAAAAGGAUUCAGCGUUCAGAGGUAUGUGUCAGAUGAUCACCGUGAACCCGGCAGGAGUCGUAGCCGAUUUCAUCUUCUUCUGCGACGCUGUUGCCUCGUGGGUCACACCUAGAGAAGACCUCAAAGACAUGUUCCAAAAGAUACUCCACGGAUUCAAAAAUCAAGUUGGUGCGGAAAAUUGGAAACGAUUCUCAGAUCAAUUCCCACCGCAGCUCACUGAACGGCUCCAUAAUAUGUAUGGCGUCUGAGCAGCCCCGCCUAAAUGCGAAGGCCGCUUUAUGGGGCAGGCCGAAACGGGGUUGGGCGGGAAACAGAACAAUGGGUGGACAGGGUGGGUGGGUGAAACCACGGCCUCUUCUCAUCGACAUCGUUGUCGUUACCGUAUUAUGAUGGUCACCGUCAGGCUCUCGGGGAAAUUAAUAACGCGCGAUCAGAGCUGCAGCCAGCGAGAAUAAAAACGGGGAAAAAACAAAAGAGCAAAACCGAUAAUACGAAAUGAGAAUGAAACGAAGAAAAUGAGAACGACAAAAUAACAACGACAAAAUGUCAUGGGCCGAAAUGCAACGCGUGG